UCGGCGGAAGUGCCCGCCUCGCUAAACUUGGGUGGGAUGGCUGCAGGUCGGUUCCUUCUGCGUCGACUCCGAGCGUCCUUCCGUUCUCUGCCUCUGAACACGCUCGUGGACGUGCCACGCACCAGAGGCAUGCACGACGGGAGCGGCCUCCGAAGGCUCUCCAUCGAAGGCAACAUCGCUGUAGGCAAAUCCACCUUUGUGAAGUUACUCACGAAAACUCACCCAGAGUGGCAGGUGGCUACAGAACCCAUAGCAACAUGGCAGAAUAUCCAGGCUGCUGACACCCAAAAAGACAGCACUUCCAAAAGCCUUGGAAACUUGCUAGAAAUGAUGUACCAGGAGCCAGCGCGAUGGUCCUACACAUUCCAGACACUGUCCUUUAUGAGCCGGCUGAAGUUGCAGCUGGAGCCCAUCCCAGGGAGACCCCUGCAGGCAGAGAAGUCCGUGCGGGUCUUUGAGAGGUCUGUGUACAGUGACAGGUAUAUCUUUGCAAAGAAUCUUUUUGAAAAUGGCUCCCUCAGUGACGUUGAGUGGCACAUCUAUCAGGACUGGCACUCCUUCCUCCUGCAGGAGUUUGCGAACCGGCUGUUGUUGAAUGGCUUCAUCUAUCUCCGGGCUUCUCCCCAGGUUUGUCUGGAAAGGCUGUGCCAGAGGGCCAGGGAAGAAGAGAAGGGCAUUGAGCUGGCCUAUCUCACACAGCUGCAUGCUCAGCACGAAGACUGGUUCAUUAACAAGACCACCAAGCUCCACUUCGAAGCUCUGCAGCACGUGCCGGUGCUGGUGCUGGACGUCAGUGAAGAUUUCUCUGAAAAUGCCACCAAACAAGAAGAGCUUAUGGGACAGGUAAACACCUUUAUGAGCAACCUAUAAGCAGUAAUUAGACAUCUUGCCUGUGGUCUGGCUCCUGACUUUCUCAAGACAGCAA
Acomys russatus (golden spiny mouse) is the source of this 925-nucleotide messenger RNA. It is a transcript of the gene Dguok, whose product is annotated as deoxyguanosine kinase. Gene Ontology annotation, cellular component: cytoplasm; mitochondrion. The record is from RefSeq and is a predicted model, not a curated record. Gene Ontology annotation, molecular function: deoxyguanosine kinase activity; ATP binding. The coding region runs from base 37 to 870 and encodes 277 amino acids. Gene Ontology annotation, biological process: nucleobase-containing compound metabolic process. NCBI's taxonomy places the organism in Eukaryota, Metazoa, Chordata, Mammalia, Rodentia, Muridae. The transcript is spliced from 7 exons.